AUGUCGAAAUGGACAUGGUCGUACUUACGGCCAACCAGCCCUCCUCCUCCUCAUCUAGUUUUGCCACCGCCACCACCACACUACACACUCCCCCCCAGGAACCUUGCCCACGUUGGGAUUGAAAUCCCCCUGGUUGAAGUCCCGGUGGAGUUGAACACACCUUCUUCUUCCUCAUCCUCCUCUUCCUCUGUCGCCGACUUCCGCACCCCCACCAACACUCGGCCGUCCUCUCCUCCUGCACUACAAACUGUCCAAGUGGACAUUCAUCCACCCCCAAGUUCUCUGGCAGAGGAGACUACUCCUCCUCUUCUGCUCCCACCUGGAGAUCCCGAGCCACCCCGAGCCGACCCACCAGACGACCUCUCAAUCCACGGAAGUCCGCCUGGUGGGUUCUACAUACAUAUUUAUUAA
Folsomia candida is the source of this 411-nucleotide messenger RNA. Its product is annotated as extensin-2-like. Bases 1 to 411 code for a protein of 136 amino acids. The record is from RefSeq and is a predicted model, not a curated record. Lineage: Eukaryota; Metazoa; Arthropoda; Collembola; Entomobryomorpha; Isotomidae. The transcript has a single exon.